AUGGCAGGCCUGCAACUGGUCACCCCCGCCUCCUCACCCAUGGGGCCGUUCUUUGGGUUACCAUGGCAGCAGGAGGCUAUCCAUGAUAACAUCUACACACCAAGGAAAUAUCAGGUAGAACUUCUUGAAGCAGCUCUUGAACAUAAUACUAUCGUCUGCUUGAAUUCUGGCUCAGGGAAGACGUUUAUUGCAGUACUUUUAACAAAGGAGCUCUCCCACCAAAUCCGUGGACGCUAUGAUGAAAAUGCAAAGAGAACCAUUUUUCUAGUGAACUCAGCCGCAUCUGUGAUUCAUCAAGCAGCUGCGGUCCGGACGCACUCUGACCUCCAGGUGGGAGAGUACGUCGAUGUGGAGCAGACCUCAAAGUGGAGCGACGAGCGAUGGAGACAAGAGAUCAUAGAGAAUCAGGUGCUGGUGAUGACUUGUCAUAUAUUCCUGCUCAUCCUCAAGAAUAAAAUAUUGCCACUGUCGAAAAUCAACUUGGUUGCAUUUGACGACUGUCACCUGGCGAUCACAGAGCACCCAUACUGUGAGGUGAUGAAGCUUUUUGAAGGCUGUGGAAGCCCCCGCGUCCUGGGUCUCACAGCCUCUAUCCUCAACGGAAAGUGCGACCCGCUGGAACUCGAGCACAAAAUACAGAACUUGGAGGAGAUCCUCAAAAGCAACGCUGAAACUGCCACCGACCUCGUUGUCUUGGAUCGGUAUGCCUCUCAACCCAGAGAAGUGGUGCUGGAUUGCGGCCCGUACGUGGACAGAAGCGGCCUCUCGUCUCGGCUGCAGAAGGAGCUGAACGAAGCACUGCAUUUUCUAAGUGACUGCAACGUCCCAGCGUCCCGCGAGGACCGGGACCCCACCUACAUCUCCAAACAGGUGUUGGGGGACUGCCAGGCUGUGCUGCAGGUGCUGGGCCCAUGGUGCGCGGACAAAGCGGCCGGCAUCAUGGUCCGCGAGCUGCAGAAAUACAUCAAACACGAGCAGGAGGAACUGGCACGCAAGUUCCUCCUGUUCACAGACACCACGCUGCGAAAGAUCCAUGCCCUCUGCGAAGAACACUUCUCCCCCGCCUCGCUGGACCUCAAGUUUGUCACACCCAAAGUGCUGCGGCUGCUGGAGAUCCUGCAUGAGUACAAGCCCUUCGAGCGGCAGCAGUUUGAGAGCGUGGAGUGGUACAACAACCGCAACCAGGACAAUUACGUCUCCUGGAGCGACUCGGAGGAUGAGGACGAGGACGAGGAGGUGGAGGCCAAGGAGCGACCCGAGGCCAACUUCCCCUCGCCCUUCACCAACAUCCUGUGUGGAAUCAUCUUUGUGGAGAGGAGGUACACCGCUGUGGUGCUUAACCGGCUAAUCAAAGAGGCUGGUAAGCAGGAUCCUGAGCUCACCUACAUCAGCAGCAACUUCAUCACAGGCCACAGCAUCGGCAAGAACCAGCCGCGCAACAAACAGAUGGAAGUGGAGUUCAGGAAGCAAGAGGAGGUUCUACGCAAGUUCCGCGCUCACGAGACGAACCUGCUGAUUGCCACCAGCAUCGUGGAGGAGGGCGUGGACAUCCCCAAGUGUAACCUGGUGGUGCGCUUCGACCUGCCCACCGAGUACCGCUCCUACGUCCAGUCCAAAGGCCGAGCGCGGGCCCCGGUCUCCAACUACAUCAUGCUGGCGGACAGCGAGAGAACCAAGUCUUUCGAGGAGGAUCUGACCACGUACAAGGCCAUAGAGAAGAUCUUGAGAAAUAAGUGCUCAAAGUCGGUAGAGGUGGGAGAGUUUGAAGUGGAGCAGAUUUUGGACGAUGACAACAUCCUCCCGCCGUACGUACUGAGGACAGAAGACGGAGGCCCCAGAGUCACCAUUAACACGGCCAUCGGUCACAUCAACAGAUAUUGCGCGAGGCUGCCCAGCGACCCCUUCACACACUUGGCUCCUAAAUGUAAAACUGGAGAGACUAAGGAUGGGCGCUUCCAGUCCACACUGUUCUUGCCCAUUAACUCUCCCCUGCGGGCUCCAGUGAGGGGCCCCGUGAUGAAUUGUGCCCGACUCGCAGAGAAAGCUGUUGCACUAUUGUGUUGUGAGAAGCUGCACAAAAUCGGUGAGCUGGACGAUCACUUGAUGCCUGUGGGGAAGGAGACGGUCAAAUACGAGGAGGAACUGGACCUCCACGACGAGGAGGAGACCAGUGUCCCAGGACGACCCGGCUCCACCAAGAGGAGGCAGUGUUACCCAAAAGCCAUACCAGUGUGUUUGAGGGACAGCUACGCGGUGCCCGGACAGACGUAUUACCUGUACGUGGUGGGGAUGGUCCUUACCACACCGCUGCCCGACGAGCUCAACUUCCGCAGGAGGAAACUGUAUCCUCCAGAGGACACCACCAGAUGUUUCGGCAUCCUCACCGCCAAACCCAUACCUCGAAUCCCCCAUUUCCCCGUCUACACUCGCUCCGGAGAGGUGACCAUUUCCAUCGAGCUGCAGAAAUCUGGCUUCAGUCUGAGCGCGCCGCAGUUGGAUCUGAUCACGCGGCUGCAUCAGUACAUCUUCUCCCACAUCCUGCGCCUGGAGAAACCCGCCCUGGAGUUCAAGCCCGUGCUGGCCGACUCGGCUUACUGCGUUCUACCUCUGAAUGUCGUGGGUGAGUCCAACACUCUGGACAUGGAUUUUAAAUUCAUGGAGGACAUAGAAAAGUCUGAGGCGCGCACCGGCAUCCCGACCACGCAGUACACCAAACAAAACCCCUUCUCCUUCAAACUGGAGGAUUACCAGGACGCUGUCAUCAUUCCAAGGUAUCGUAACUUUGACCAGCCGCACCGUUUCUAUGUGGCUGACGUGUACACAGACCUCACGCCCCUCAGCAAGUUCCCCUCGCCAGAAUACGAGACGUUUGCAGAGUACUACAAAACCAAGUACAACUUGGACCUUUCUAACCUCAACCAGCCGCUCCUGGAUGUAGACCACACCUCCUCCAGACUGAACCUGUUGACUCCCCGACACCUGAAUCAAAAAGGAAAAGCUCUUCCCCUGAGCAGUGCAGAGAAGAGAAAAGCCAAGUGGGAGAGUCUGCAGAACAAACAGAUUUUGGUCCCUGAGCUGUGUGCCAUCCACCCCAUCCCUGCGUCGCUGUGGAGGAAGGCUGUGUGUCUGCCCAGUAUUCUGUACCGCCUCCACUGUCUCCUCAUUGCAGAGGAGCUGCGCUCUCAAACAGCCACUGAAGCUGGAGUGGGCUCCCAGACCCUGCCUCCGGAUUUCAGAUAUCCAAACCUGGACUUCGGCUGGAAAAAAUCCAUUGACAGCAAGACUUAUAUUUCUUGUUCGGAGUCAUGUGAUGGGGACGAUGAAGAUCACUGUAAUCACAGAAUCAGUGAAAACACUGACUCUGACCCUGACGAACCCUGCACAAGGAACCUAACAAACGGCACUGCCACCGUCACCUGUGACAACGGCCCCCGAGAAGAGCACCUUCACCAUUAUGACAAUUGCCAACGCUCCCCUGAGCAGGAGAGCCCUGAAUCAAUACAAGUCACUACCUCAGCUCCUGUGCAGCCCGCUCCGAGCUCCUGUCCUCAGCCUGAAGAUGAUUGUACACAGAGGCCCUCAGAUUCUCCAGAGAAAACUACCUCACUCUGCCCCCGGGCAGCUGCGGCCCCCAGCGCACCCACAGCACCUUGUCCUGCUCCGGCAGGAGACUCUCCCAAAAGCCUGGGGCCAAACCCGGGGCUUAUCCUGCAGGCCCUCACCCUGUCCAACGCCAGCGACGGCUUCAACCUGGAGCGGCUGGAGAUGCUCGGAGACUCUUUCCUGAAGCACGCCAUCACUACAUAUCUGUUCUGCACCUACCCAGACGCCCACGAGGGACGCCUCAGCUACAUGCGCAGCAAGAAGGUGAGCAACUGUAACCUGUACCGCCUGGGGAAGAAGAAAGGUCUGCCGAGUCGCAUGGUGGUGUCCAUCUUUGACCCUCCUGUGAACUGGCUGCCUCCUGGUUAUGUGGUCAACCAGGACAAGAGCAGCACUGACAAACUGGACUCAGAUGAGCUCAAAGAGGAGGUUCUGUCUAACGGUCAGCCAGGGACGGACUUCGACGAUGAUGAGUGUGAGGAGGAGGAGGAGGAAGAGGAAGAGGAGGAGGAGGAGGAGCUGCUGUUGAAAGACGAGCCAAAAGACGAUGUGAACAUGGAGGACGAGCUGGAGUACUACAAGGAGCACAUCCGGUUUAUUGACAACAUGCUUCUGGGCUCCGGAGCCUUUGGCAAAAAGAUCUCCCUGAACACCUUCACCCCCACGCCGCCCCCUGGUCCCGGUCCCGGUCCCGACUCCCCGUACGAGUGGAAGGCCCCCAAGAAGCCCCCUCCCCACGCCUCGGCGCACUAUGCAGAGCCGGCCCACACCGAGGAGUUCGACUACAGCUCCUGGGACGCCAUGUGCUACCUGGACCCCAGCAAGGCAGGGGAGGAGGACGACUUUGUGGUGGGCUUCUGGAACCCGUCAGAGGAGAACUGCGGCGCGGAGCUGGGGAAGCAGUCUAUCUCCUACGACCUGCACACGGAGCAGUGCAUUGCGGACAAGAGCAUCGCAGACUGUGUGGAGGCACUGCUUGGCUGCUACCUCACCAGCUGCGGAGAGAGGGCCGCCCAGAUGUUCCUGUGCUCCCUGGGCCUCAAGGUGCUUCCGGUGGAGAGGAACCUUCUGGAGAGCCGGCCCGCCUCCACUUCCUCGCUCCCCCAGCUCCCAGCUCUGGACCUGGGCUACGGGUGGCUCAAGAUUCCCCCCCGCUCCCUGCUGGAGCACCCACACGCCCAGCGCACCCUGCACCACCUAAUCUCCGGCUUUGAGAACUUUGAGGCGAAAAUCAACUACACGUUUCAGAACAAGGCUUAUCUCCUGCAGGCCUUCACCCACGCCUCCUACCAUUACAACACAAUCACAGAUUGUUACCAGCGGCUGGAGUUCCUGGGCGAUGCCAUCUUAGACUACCUCAUCACUAAGCACCUUUAUGAAGACCCGCGGCAGCACUCUCCCGGUGUUCUCACCGACCUGCGCUCGGCCCUGGUCAACAACACCAUCUUUGCCUCGCUGGCCGUCAAGUACGACUACCACAAGUACUUCAAGGCCAUCUCCCCAGAGCUGUUCCACGUCAUCGACGAUUUUGUGCAGUUCCAGCUGGAGAAGAACGAGAUGCAGGGGAUGGACUCUGAGCUGCGGCGUUCUGAGGAGGACGAGGAGAAGGAAGAGGACAUUGAGGUCCCCAAAGCCAUGGGGGACAUCUUUGAGUCUCUGGCUGGGGCAGUUUACAUGGACAGCGGCAUGUCCCUGGAGACCGUGUGGCAGGUGUAUUAUCCAAUGAUGAGGCCACUUAUAGAAAAAUUCUCUGCCAAUGUGCCACGCUCUCCCGUGAGAGAGCUGCUCGAGAUGGAGCCAGAAACUGCCAAGUUCAGCCCCGCAGAGAGGACCUACGACGGCAAGGUGCGCGUGACGGUGGAGGUCGUGGGGAAGGGCAAGUUCAAGGGCGUCGGCCGCAGCUACCGCAUCGCCAAGUCUGCCGCCGCUCGCCGGGCGCUGCGCAGUCUCAAAGCCAAUCAACCUCAGGUCCAGAGCAGCUGA
Molecule: messenger RNA, 5586 nt
Organism: Knipowitschia caucasica
Lineage: Eukaryota; Metazoa; Chordata; Actinopteri; Gobiiformes; Gobiidae
Source: the annotation of a GenBank genome assembly